UCUUCUUAAAAGCAGAAGGUGAAGUUCUGCUGUCUUGUGCUGGCUGGGAAAAGGAAGAGCCGCAGACAUGGGGAAGCUUGCCUUGGUCCUGAUUCUCUGCUCGUGGAGCUUUGCUUUAGGUGAGUAGGUUCCUGCUAAAGCAGCUGUGGCGUUUGCAUUUCUGGGCGCUGCAGACGCGAUCUGACAAAGAAGCCCAAGAGGUUGGGUUUGCAGCUGCUGUGCGCUCUUCCUUAAUGUGGGAAAAGGCCCCAUCAAAUCAUAACAAUAGAUGAGGAAGAAUUGCCAACUGACCGCGCUGGGCAGCAUGGUCUGGCCUGCGCUUGUGCCUUUUCAACUGUUCCUUUGGCUGUGUGCAGCUAAAUUCUACUUAGGAGUAGACCCAUUGAAAUGGAUGCACCUCAGUUAGUCGUGGCCAUGAGUAUCAGUGGGCCUGCUUUGAGCAUGGCUAACCUUGAAUGUCACCCUUGGUUUGUAAGAAUGGGUAAGGAGGUGCUAUCUUCUGCGUGGAGGAAAGUGGGGCUCUGUGUUAAUUUUGUAGAUCAAGAUGCUGUUAAAAGCAUGGGAAUAUGGGGCUGGUGAAAUGUUGGCAGGCCAUCAUUUAAUCCUAUUUUCCUCUCACCUUCUGGUAUCUACUGAUCCACUGUUAUCUACAAGGCACUUUCAGCUGUGAAAUUCUGUGUCAGUGGGGUGCUGUUUAGGACUGGAUGGUCUCCUCCUCUGUCUUUGUGUGGAGUUCAUGGUAUAUGCCAGUUCUACAUGUAUGUUAUCCUCCAUAUGCGCAAGCAGCUAUUCACAAUUUGCACACAUGCAGCACUGUUAUAUGUAUGAAUGUAUGUUUAUUUCAGCCAUUUAUAUGCUGCUUUACAUCAUAGCAAGGGAUGCGGGUGGCGCUGUGGAUUAAACCACAGAGCCUAGGACUUGCCGAUCAGAAGGUUGUCGGUUUGAAUCCCCGCAACGGGGUGAGCUCCCGUUGUUUGGUCCCUGCUCCUGCCAACCUAGCAGUUCGAAAGCACGUCAAAGUGCAAGUAGAUAAAUAGGUACUGCUCCGGUGGGAAGGUAAACGGCAUUUCCGUGUGCUGCUCUGGUUCGCCAGAAGCGGCUUAGUCAUGCUGGCCACAUGACCCAGAAGCUGUACGCCGGCUCCCUCGGCCAAUAAAGCAAGAUGAGCGCCGCAACCCCAGAGUCGGUCACGACUGGACCUAAUGGUCAGGGGUCCCUUUACCUUUACCUUUACAUCAUAGCAACUGAGGCUCCAUACACACCAUACAUUUAAAGCACAUGUCUUCCCUCAAAGAGUCGUGGGCAUUGUAGCUCAGGGAGGGGAAGUACUACAGUUCCUAGGAUUCUUUGGAGGAAAAACCAUGUGUUUUAAAUGUAUGGCGUGUACAAAGCCAAGGUAUGAGAGGAUGUUUGGAGGUGAUGUAAGGCAAUGCUGCUUUUGGCAUGUAGCUGUGCCAGUCUUUUUUCUCCCUGACAGGAUCGGUGCCUUGAGCUGCUGUGAAAUAGGCAAGAAUCCAACAGAUGUAGCAGUGGAGGGUGUAGCUGUACCUGGUUGAAUAUCUGCCUGUUGCACUUCUUUUCUAGGCACACAGCCUGUGACCAAUACAGGUGUGAAGCUCUUUGGUGUCUUCUUCUAGAGGAGACUAGAAAAAAGAGUCAGGGAAUGAAGUGAGUGAGGGAAAGAAACAUGAGGUCAUCUGUUGGGUUGCUUAAUUUACUUGAUUCAUAGGAUUUGCCUCGUAUCACCACCUUUUGCAACAUAGGAAUAAUUAACAGGUCCCUCCAGCUGAGUAUUGUCUACCCUGACUGGGUUUUAGAUAGGGGACAUUCCCAGCCCCUCUUUAACUCUGGAUAUGGCAGAGUUUGAACCAAGGAUCUUCUGCAUGCAAGACAGAUGCUCUACCACUGAGCUAUGAUCCUUUUCGCUCUCCAGGUAAUUUGGAAUGCAGGCAUUUUAAGCUGCUGCCUUUAGUUUUAACUCCCACACAUACAGGUAGAUCCAGAGGCAUCUUUGAGUUAGGAUGCAUAGAAACUGCUAGGGCAGCAUUCCCCAAAGGCCAUGGGUUCAAACCUCCCUUGCUCGUAAUGCUAAUCUCUGUUUCAUCUGCAUCUGGAGGCAAGUGGGCUUGGGCUGGCUGCAGCUAUUAGAUGUACUUCUGGCCACACCUUGGUGCCUCUGGAUCUUUUGAACUCCAGCUUCCAUCAGCCCCUGCCAGCAUAUGGAAACUGGAAUCCAAAACAUCUGGAGGGUGCCAGGUUGGCAAAAGUUGCCCUUCUGUAUCCUACACUGCAGAAAGGGUUAUGGCAGCUGUCAUGAAGAGGAAGCCACAUAGAGGUUGUAUAAGCAAAAAAACCCCCCCAACUUUAAUGCUGACUCAGGUAGUUUCUGGUAUGGCAAGCCAAGAGAGCCAAUGCAGUAUGCCAACUUUCCCCAACUUGGUGCCCUCCAGUUGUUUUGGGGCCAAGGCUCUCAUCAUUCCAGACCAUUGGCCAUGCUUGCCGUGACUAGUGGUGGUUGUAGGCCAGAACAUCUGGAGAAAGCACCAGGUUGGGAAAUCCUGGGCUAUGUUGUAACCCCAGGUCUGCAUAACUUCAGUGGAGAUAGCCUUGUCACAGUUAUCCACACCCUGAUGACCUCUUGAUUAGAUAACUUCCAAUGUCACCAGCAACAUUCCAGAGUCGUUCACCCCAUGAAUUGGGAAUGGUAUUUUGGCUCAGCCCUACUCUGUGUUGUGUGCUCAGCCGAGGAAUUUCUUUUUGGUACCAGAACUAUGUUCCACCCCAGGACGCUAAGUUUCAUUCACUUCUGCACCUCCGUUUAGAAGAGAGAAUUUUUGGUUGCUGCUGGGAGUCAGAAACUAGUGCUGAGCUAUUGCAGAUGUACAGUAGGUUCUCAUCUAUCUCGUGUUCAAAACACUUAAAGGAUGUGGGAAAAGCUUGACCCAGGACGUUUGUGCUUACAGUGUGCAAACCAGUACGAUGCCCUAAGCUGGAGGUCUCAGCUGGUCGGUCUAAAUAAAGUUGACCCAAUGUAUUGACUGGCUGCAAAUAGCAGAAGUCAGAGAUGUUAUUGAGGUUGUGAAGCAUUUCCCCACAUGCCGCAGGUGACAAAAUCCUUUGUGAAUGUGUGCUAACAGUUACAUAAGGCAAAUACCCUGAUUUCUCCAGUGAUAGCAUCUUUAAACGAUUGAAACACUUGCUGGGAUUUGCAUUGCUCUCCUCUCGGUGAGAUUUGCUUAAUUGUGCUGCAAGAAGGAAAUGCACACCCAUUGGAGAACAAUGACACGGAGUAAUGUCACACAUAAACAUGAUUAGUGUAUUUUUCCCUCACUGGGCAUAUUGCAUCACUGGUACCUGUCAUAGUGAGCGCACAAUGGAGCUUUAGCAAUUGAAAUAGUUUGGAAAAUACAGUGUUUUGACUUGUCACAGAUACUCGCUGCCUGGAGUCAAGGCACUGGUCCAUCUAGCUCUGUGUUGUCUACACCAGUGUUUCCCAAACUUAAGUCUCCAGCUGUUGUUGGACUACAACUCCCAUCAUCCCUAGCUAGCAGGACCAGUGGUCAAGGAUGCUGGGAGUUGUAGUCCAACAACAGCUGGAGAUGCAUCUUUGGGAAACCCUGGUCUACACUAACUAGCAGCAGCUCUCCAUGAUUUCAGGCAAGGUUCUCUCCCAGCCCCACCUGAAGAUGGAACCUGGGACCUUCUGCUUGCAGGGCAGAUGCUCUGCCUCUUAAGUAAUUUCACAGACUUGUUAGAAGAGAAAAUCUGUACUGUGAAAAUUCCUGCUACAUUUCCCAAUCAAUUAAAAUAAAUGCAUGGCUGGCUUAUUUAGUGAAAUUUUUGAGUACAUAAAAUUGCUCACUUGCUCUUUUGAUAACAGGUGUAGCAGCCUUUCUAGUAGAAGGACUUCUCAUUCCCUUUUGAGCUUGACAAACUGGCAGAGCCAGAGUGACUUUCCAUGUCUGUCCUGUAUAGAAAACCACAGCUCAAACAGCAGCUGCAGUUUCACUCAGAACCACAUGAGAGUAUGUGGGAGGGCAAAAACAUGAGUCAGUUGUACUUCAGUGGUCAGAGUCACAAAUAAUGGUUUUAAUUUCGCCACCCAGAUGCUCUGGGCAGAUGUAUCAAAAGGCUGAAACCUGCUUUCAAGUAGAUCUGGAGAAUGACGUUUCCCUGGGGCUUCCUGGGAACUGUAGUUUUGAGACUGGCAGGACUUCCCAGCUCUUCCUGUCUUCUAACCCUAACUCUGCCCUCUUGAAAAACUAUGAUUCUGGGGAAUUUCUUUGCUAGAAUCAGGUAGCAAAAGAGAUCAGGUGGUGAAACUCUCAUCUUCAGAACUCUUAAAUUCUGGGUGGGCCUCAUCUUGAGCACUGGAAAUUAUAAAUAGCCACUCCCUGUACAGACACCCACACCAAAUGACAUAAACAAUGAAUUGGUUAAGAGCAUCAUUCCACACUCUUGCCUUCUGGUCUCAAGAUUCAGCCACAUAUAGAUGAUCUCCCUACUAUAAGGGCACCAAAAAGAAAAUCAGUGUAAGGGUCCAUUCCUUUCUGAGAAGCCUUCUGAGGGUCGUAUGCAAGCAGUGGACGGGACAGAGGCAAAAGUGGGUGGAGCAAUUAAUGCAAAUUUUAUCCUUCAUGCAUUAGGCUAGUUUCUGCAGAAACCCCCACACCCCUUUCUGUCCUCCAUCCAAGCAAGCAGGAAGCACUCUGAGUCAGGUAAAAACAUUUUGGGAGGGAAGUGAGGCUUGUGAGAGGUGUGGCCAAGGGAGCCAGAUAGAGGGCUGUCUUUGCCCCUCGGGUACAAGGUUCCCCCAUCCCUGCUCACUCCACUUCCAUAGGAAUCAUAGAACUGUAGAGUAGAGUUGGAAGGGACCCUGAGAACCACUUAGUCCAACCCCCUGCAAUGCAGGAAUAUGCAGCUGUCCCAUACGAGGAUUGAACCUGCAACCUUGGCAUUAUUAGCACCACGAUCUAACCAACUGAGCUAUCCAGGGAUGUACUGGCAUCGAGUGUUUUUGCAUUGUUGAUUUUCAGUGGCUCAUGCUGGAGGCCUAGGAUGGCUGUACCCUGAAUGAUCUGUGUGAAAAAGUAUUUUUUGUAUCCCGAAUGUCCCACUAUUCAAGUUCAUUGGGUGCCCCAGGGGACAGAGGUGCAGUGGUCCAGGUUUGGGGUGUGGGUGUGUCAAAGUCCUGUCACUAUUUCUGCAGCAUUGUCCUAGAGCUGCUGAAACACCAUGAAGCGAAAGCUUUUUAGCCGCUGAGAAGAAGUCUUCUCAUUGUUUGUGCUACUUGGGGUCAAGCAGAAUGAAAGGAGGUGAGUCAGCUCCUGAGGCUGGGCUCCUAGGGUCACUUUGCAGAAGGAAUGUGGGAAGAACUGGGAGGAAUCUGCGUCAUUCUGUAUGCUCCAAAGCUAAGCAUUUGGCAACACAAGGCACUUCCAUUCCAAGGAAACAGUGUGCAAAUUCUGUUACGUAUAAAAGAACUUCAAGGGAAACGCAACUUAAGUCACUUAGAAAGAAGCUACUGAGUAUCAUUUGCCCAUGUAUGUGCACAGGAAAUAGUAGAUCUAGCUGAAAGGCAACACAUGGAGCUGCAGUGAUUGUUGCAACGUGUCCCUGAUUAUUAUUGUUGUACAAUUGUGAGAUGAUACAACCUUCUAAAAUUAUUAUAUAAUCUUAGAAGGGUGUGUGGCUCUGGCUGUCUGAAUUUGCCACUACAGUGCUGUCCAGGGAGGAAUUCAGCAUUGUGCUCUUCUGAUCGUUCCUUAAGCGCAAGCAUUUCAGUUUGCCAGGUGGAAUGAUCUGCCCUCUUCUCCCCCACACCCUGUUCUGGUGUUUCAUUAACCUACUUUCCUAAUACUUGGGAAGCUGCCUUAUUCCAAGGCAGACCAUUAGUCCAUCUAGCUCAGCAUUGUCCCACAGUCGCUCUCCAAGGUUUCAGACAGGAGCCUCUCCCAGUCCUACUUGGAGAUGCCCAGGAUUGAACCUGGGACCUUUUGCAUGCAAGGCAGAUGCUCUACCAAUGAGCUAUAGCCCUUCCCUGCUAUGGAAGGCAGUUGGAUUUUGGCGUCUUCAGGAAAAAUGCUGACAUGGAUGAACUUGGAGAGCAGCAAGGCAUGUCUCUUCCUGAAGCUUCCCUGCUUCCAAAUUAGAGGCUGCUUCCUGCAACCUGCUCGCCCAAAUGCUCCAACCCUAGCCGGGAGCCAAGAGCAACUGGGGCUGCUUGUUCUAUGUCAGCUUUGCACAGAUGUGACAAAACUGAUUUAUUUAUUAAAUUCAAGUUUAAUAGUAAGAAUUACAUAGUAAAAUACAAGGGGAAUAGAAUGUAGCGAGGCUUGCUGUCCUUCAGAGCGGGAGGUUCAUCUGCUGCCAUGUCAGACAACCUUUCUUGCAUCGGCAAAUUAGGGUCUUGCCCACUUUGCGGGAAAUGCUGGCAUCAAGGAAGAGGCGGGACCCAUUCUCAGGGUGUGUCGGCUUUGGUUUGCGCGUUGUUUAAUAGUCAUUCCAAACUGAAAGUUGCUUAAUGACAGGGACAAGCAUUAUAAGGUUAGGAGUCAUAGGUGUUCCUUGGCACUGCUAUUAAAGCAUCUCUUUAAGACAAGCUUAUCAGAUAUAUAUUUUGGGUUUGGUCCCCUAUUUUUGCCCUUGCGCAAUUUUAAUCCUGCUUCUGGGGUGCUUUCCAAUGUAGCACCUGAAACUCUCCCAUUUCCUCUUCUGUCAUCCGAACAACCAUUUCUAUUUGCUGCAUUUUAAUCAAAUCGCAAUCUUAAAAAAUUGUAUUCUUGCAAAUCCUUUCAUCCAAAAGUCGACAUUGAUUGAUUGAUUCUACAGCAUUUCUACUCUUUAGUCAAAAAUUAUCUUGGAGAGGCUUACAAAGAUCAACUCUAAGAUGGUCCCUGGCCUCCAGUUCAUAAUCUAAACCUAAAUGACACACAAGGAAAAAGGAGGGGGAGGGAGGAGGAGAAGAAAGAAAGCUCUAGCUCCAAAAGUUACAACUGAUGUCAGUAGUGGGGCUGGCUGCCUUGCCCUUGAUAAAGAUCAGUCCCUCCUCUGAAGCAGUUGCAGGAGCAGAGCUGGUGACAGUGUCUAGGGCUGGAGAGUAGAAACUCAGAGUCUUCUAAGUACGAGCAGAGUGAAGAGGUGUGUGUCCUAAAAAGAAUUACUUAAGAGCAGCCAAAUUACCCUUCAGAGAACUCGCCCAGCAAUUCAUGCUGUAAAGCUGUCAUUGGUUGGCUUGUGAAUAUCUGUCAGUCCAUGAAAUGCCCAAUGCCAACUAAAAAUAUUAAGACUUAACAUUUGUAUAGCACGUUCAAAUGUUUAAUGUGUUUCACAUGCAUUCUCUAGUUGUAAUCCUCACAAAAGCCCCAAACAGUAAAUUGGCAUGGGUAGUAUUAUCCCCAUAUUGCAGAUGUGGGAAGUGAGGAUAACUGAGAGGGUAAAAGCCACUUGGUAAGUUCCUGACAGAGACAAAAUUCAAAGAAGGGCCUUCUGGUUUUUGUAGCUCAAUUCAGGGACAUUUUCUCUACAAUGGGCAUCCUUUGUUCAAUCGCUUCUACAUCACCAUUGUGAUACAUUCAAUGCUACCAUAUUUUUUUUCUUAUUUCAGGAAAUGGGUGCGCUCAUUCAAGGAUAACCCCUGAUUUUGGAGACCUGUACCACGUCAAAGGUAAGCGUCACUCAGUAUGGCUUUUCAGAGGCAGGUGGCACAAACACAUGCGUGCGCACACAGUGGACCGGUUCUUCCUGCUUUUGACCAAAAUGCCUGGUGUGGGCAACUUUGCUAUAUGUCUAGCCAAGCACUUAGCUGCUUUCUGAUGUCACUUUUCCCUUCAGUGGAUGGUCAUUGUUCCUGUGCAGAAAACUAGUUUAUGUAGGAACACAGGAAACCAAGUCAGACCAGUGACUGCACUGGCUGGCAGCAGCUCUCCAGAGCUUCAGAGAGGGGCCUCCCCAAGCCCUUCCUGGAGUUGUUGGGGAUUGAACCCGGGACCUUCUGUAUGCCUUUCCCCCAAAAUGUGCAGGUAGAGACACUGAAUCCAUCUUGAACCACGCUUGUGUCUCUUAUGGCUGUGGUUGUGCAGCGGGUGCAGGUCUCCCUUCAUGAGCAGUAGAAGUUGCAUCUGGAAUUGUGCAAAGUAUCCUAAGUUUAGCUGAGAAUUAGUGGAUCCUUUAUCAUUGCCAGCCUCCAUUUUGUAAUAUAGGGACGACACUGGAACAUAAUAUGUGGGGCUUCCUAAGAGUUCCGAGAUGCGGGAAGUCUCCUGGUUGGCAGCAGCCUGUUCAUUUCCAAAUGGUUCUCUUAGAAACUACCGUAUUUUUCGUGCUAUAAGACGCACCAGACCAUAAGACGCACCUAGUUUUUGGAGGAGGAAAACAAGAAAAAAAAUAUUCUGAAUCCCAGAAGCCAGAACAACAAGAGGGAUCUGGCUUCUGGGAUAGCCUCUUGCUGUUCUGGCUUCUGGGAUAGCUGCAUGAAGCCUCUUCAGGGCAGCGGGAUGAAGGCUCCCCCUGCUCUCAAGAGGCUUCACAUGGCUAAGCCAGAAGCCAGUACAGCAAGCAGGAUCACUGCGCAGCAAUCCCGCUUGCUGUCCUGGCUUAUGGGAUAGCCGCACGCAGCCUCUCCCGGGCAGCAGGAUGAAGGCUUCCCCAAGAGCCUUGCUCCCUUUAAAGAGUGCGCGGAGCAUGUGUGCAGCUCUUGGGGGCUUUUCCCUGAGGAGGAAUGUGGCUCUUUAAAGGGAGCACUGAGCAGAGCCUCCCACCUGCAUUCGCUCCAUAAGAUGCACACACAUUUCCCCUUACUUUUUAGGAGGAAAAAAGUGCAUCUUAUAGAGCGAAAAAUACGGUAUAUACUAUAUUUCUCUUUUCUGGGACUGUAAUCCUAUAUACACACCCUUAAUCUGGAAGGAAGUCCCAUUGGGGCUGAAUCAUAGACACCCUAGUUUUGGACAUGUUUCUGCGUUAAAAUCGAAGGACCCACGAAUUGCCCAUCGUUCUUUGCUUGCAAGAGCGGCAGUGCACAAAGCCUUCUGGUCCUGCUCAGGAAGCAUGAAGUAACCAAGGUUGAGGAAUCUGUUGUUGGGCUGCAGCUCCCAUCUGCCCCAGCCAGUGUGGCAAAUGACCAGCUAUGAUGAAAGUUGUAGUCCAACAACAUCUGGAGGGACCACAAGUUCCCCAUUCCUGAAGUAAACAAACUAGUUAUUUAUUGCUCAUUAUGCAGUCAGAGACAGUUGGGAGGAGUAACUAAUGUUAGAAAUUGCAGCAUUAGGUAAACUUUAGCAGAGGGGUCACUACUACCAGGUAAACCAUGAUGCUCCAGUUUUUUGGAAUGCCUUAUGCCCAGUGCUGCCAUCUCAUUAAUGUUUCUUUCAUAUUGCUACACAUUGUAACCUGCUUGCAUUAAGAGCUUCUAGUUAGCAUAUCCCAGUGAGUGUCCCGGAAAUGCAUGUUUGCACCAUUGCUGACUCGGUGGGAAGCUAAACCUAGAGGGUAAUCUGCAUCUUCUCCUUAGCCAAAUGAUAAGGGUGGGGAUUUCUGUGGAAUCCAAUCUUUCCUCUUUCCUCCUGCCUCAAUUUAGCCCCUUCCUGUAUAACCUGAACAAGUAUGUGCAAAGCUUCCUGAGAUACUCUGAGGCAAGUAGGUCUCCCAUUAGUAAGCUCUCCUUCCAGGAAUAUAAUUUAGCUGGUGAUGAAACCUGACAGGCAGCUCUAAUGCAAAACUGUGAUUAGAUUCAGCAAAAUUAAAAGGAUUGUACUUGAAUGUGUUAGUCACUUCUCCUGGGAAUCUGGUGAAAUGGCUCUUCCUAACUGUUCCAGGGACACAUAUAAGAAUGCUUAUGCUUGGAGCUAACAGCCAUGCUAGACACAACAUUUUUCACAUAUUAGUUGGGCAGUAUGUAGCCGAUUUUUGCUUAAGGUAGCUUAGUGGUAGACCAUCUGCUUUGCGUGCAGAAGAUCCACAACAUUUCCAGGAAGGGCUAGGAAUGCCCCCUCUCUGAAACCCUGGAGAACUGCUGUCGGAAAGUGGAAACUGCAUUCCCCCAACCUUGUGGCCUUCAGAAAUUUUUAGAGUCCUACUCCCAUCAGCCUUAGCCAGCAUGACUAGGGAUGUCAGGGAUGAUGGGAGUUGUAGUCCAAAACAUCUAGAGGACACCCAGUUGGAGGCUAGUUUAGAAAAUAACAGAUAGAUAGAUAGAUCACUGCUUGUUCUACAAAGCAAAUAGAACCAGAUAAGAAGUCAUCAUCAUCAUCAUCAUCCAUGAAAAUGGUAAAUGUGGAUUAAAUGGAAGGGAAAUACUGUAUGGGACAUCAUGUUGAUGAGGAUGGCACUAUGUGCAAAACUUGCACGCAUAAAUGGCAUCAAGUCCGCAAUGAAAACCAAGGAAGAGGUAUUGUUCUGCCUUAGGCAGAGAUGUAUCCGACAUCUGAAUGUGUCACUAGUUCAUUCAGCACACUUUUGUUGUUAAGUUUCCUGUUUCCAGUGGGUGUCAUUUAUUGCCUUGUUUUUAAAUCUAUAUUUUAAUUUGUUCUAGAAACACUUCGUUGGCUGCUGUUUAACAACCAUUAAAAUAUUUGAGCAGUGACACUGAAAAGGCCACAGUGCCUUUCUGAUUGCCAAAUUGGCGGCAACUGUAUGUAAUUCUACCUGCCGGCGUAUGCACAGAUUUGCCCCCAAAUGCUUCCCAUGAUCUUUUUCCUUUUGCAAGAUGUGGAAGUCAUUGUACAAUUGUGCUUUUCAUGAAAAAAAAUGCAUGGCUUAGGUGAAUUGUACCUUCCCCAUCCAUGCCACACCCAGUAAUGUUUUGGAAUGCAGCUCCCCACAGUCCAUGAUGGAAAUUAUAGUCCGAAACACCCGGAGGGCACCAGGUUGGCAAAGGCUGGCAUAGAUGGGGCAUAGGAUGUACACACACAAAAAGAACAACUCUGUGAUCCUCCUGUGGAAGUGUGGAAACUCAGCUACAAUUCUUCUUGGCAGCUUCAGGCAGAAGUACAAUGACUGGGUUGUGCCAGGGUGUGUCCUUAUUUCGCCCCAUUUUGAUUCUUUUGAUAGGAAUAGUAGGCAAGCUGCCAUUCCUGCUCCCUCCUGCAGUCCUUUUGGAAACAUCUAAUGUCGUGUUCUUCAGUUUUGGGUCCCUACCCACGUGUGGUUAGACCACGAUUCCCAUCAUCCUUGACCAUCGGCUAAGCUGGAUGAAGGGAGUUGUAGUCAAACCACAUCAGGGCACCCAAGACUGAAGAGCACAGAUCUAAUGCCCUUUGGUCUUGUUCAUGCUAGCCAAGGUUUCCCAAACUCCAGCUAGCAGGACCAGUGGUCAGGGAUGAUGGGAAUUGUAGUCCAAAAACAGCUGGAGACCCAAGUUUGGGAAACCCUGUGCCUAGCCAAAGAAUGAUUAUAGGAUAAAGUUUUUCAGUGGGUUAAGUGGAUAUUUUACCCUGGGUCUAGUAAUAGGGGAACUGAAGUAAAGUGUAGCAACUGCAUCAGAUUAAUCCAGACUUUCCCAACCUGAUGCCCUCCAGAUGUUUGGGAUCUCCCAUCAGCCUCGGCAUCUGGGGUUGUGGAAAGUCAAGAUGAAUUUAUCCAGGGUGUGAGUAUGAUGGAGGGAUGGGAAACCUGUGGCCCUCCAGAUGUUGUUGGACUCUGACCCCCAUCAGCCCCAGCCAGCACAGACAGUGGUCCAGGGAUCAUGGGAGUUGUUGUCAACCAACAGAGAACCACAGGCUUCUCACUGUGUCCUUUCUUAAGCCUGUCUCCAGGCAGAUCAAUCCCACCCAUGUUGCUGGAGAAGGAGCUGUUUCAUCAUGACAAAUGUUGUGCUGUGCAAAAAGAGGAACUGCAAAAAAAUAUUUCCCAAGAACAUCAUUACACUGUAAAAAAAAAAAAGUCUUUGUAUAUCUCAGCAACAUUUCCUGCAUGCCAGACACAAAGGUGUGGAAAGUUGUUGUCUUCAAGCCCCGCUUGCAAGUUUGGCAGCAUCUAUCUGGUUGUCUGCUGCUGGAAACAAUACUGGACCUUAGUCCGGGGCCAAAAUAUUCAUUGUCUUUUAAAUGCAUUUGCCUCCCUGAAAUGUCUCCCAUCAACUUCUAGUUAAAGCUGGCAUGCAGGUGGCUGGUGCUGCACUUGGGCCUCCCCACCUUGGUUCCACGUUGUAGGUAACCCAAGUGCAAGGAAAUACUGAGCCCAGCGAAACUGGCAUUUCACCUGUCUGCUUGAAUAAAAGGACACCGGGAAACGUGGGGAAGAGAUGCUGUGAGUUGGCAGGUGUGAUUUAAAGCGAUGCACAGUCUGCCUUCAAUCCAGCAAGACAAAUCUUUACCUUCUUGUGAAUUUCAACUUGGCAAACAAGUUGUUUGUUGCCGUGACUUGCAGAAACUGCGUUAAGCAAAACUUUGCAUUGAUUUCUCAACUUCCAUUUGAAUUUGCAGCUCGGAAGAACAAUAGAGUUUAAACCUUUCGAAAUGCCUUUUAAAAUCUCAUCCCUGACAAAGCCCUUGGGCAAAUGUUUGCUCAACCUGGUGCCCUCUGGAUGUUUUGGACUACAGUUCCCAUCAGCCCCAGUGAGCACUACUGGGUGACUCACUCACACACCCCAGCCAUCCUCUGCUCCUUUCCAGAGCAUAAUUCCUUCUUCACCUGUUCAUUUUAUUUCCAUAUUUAAUUUAGCAAGAUUUAUAUAGUGUUGAGUUGACUAAAACCUCUAAUAUAAAAUAAUAAUAUAAAAUAUUAUCUGUAAAUUAUUUAUUGAAAAAUACCAAUAAAAUCAAACAUUUAAAAAAUCAACAUGCAGUUAAAAUAUAAAUAAAAUAAGCAGUGCUGAAACAAAUAUACAUAUUAAAACUACACAUGAACAUUUCAUGUCUAGGUUAGCUUGCCCAACAAAGUUUUUUGCAGGGGCUGAAAACAAAAGAUCAAUGUCUCCUGCCUAAAAUAAAUGGGCAGGGAAUUCCAAGCUGUAGGUCAGGCAUAGGCAAACUCGGCCCUCCAGAUGUUCUGGGACUACAACUCCCAUUAUCCCUAGCUUACAGGACCAGUGGUCAGGGAUGAUGGGAAUUGUAGUCUCACAACAUCUGGAGGGCCAAGUUUGCCUAUGCCUGCUGUAGGUGCUGCCACACUGAGGGAUCACUUCCUUUCAAGUGUGACAUAAACAUUACUGUAUAUUGCACUUGUAAAAGUUCCAGUUCUGCAGACUGAAUCAAGUAGGUUAAGGCAGCCAAGUAAAAUGGUCCUAAGUUCUUGAGGGCUUUCUAUACUAAUAACACAAACUCCUUGCAUUUGACCUGGUAACAAAUCAGCAGCCUCUGAGAAGGGGUGUGGCCAGGAUUUUUGUUGGGGGGGAGGCAGCAUUCCCCACUGUGUCAGUGCCAUGAUCAUUGCAGCCAGGAAGGAAAAAGGAAAAAGUGGGGGGCAGUGAGAGGUGAGGCCUGGGAAGAGUUCUGAGGGCCACACUGAGAGGGCCGGGGGUGGUGGUAAGGAUUUUUGCCAUCCCUAAGGUUGUCAGAGUGAUUCAGCUAGACAGGCCUUCAGGAGGACGUGUCUAUUUCAGUCCACAAGAAUGACAAAUUAAAUGCAUUCCACAAACAUUAAGAUUUCAGACACUCAGAGCAAUCUUUCCAAUGAAAUGAGAGUUGCACUGCUUUCACAAUGAGAGAGAAUUGGAACCAGUGCAUUCAUGGUGAAGUUUGGCAAUUUACAGUAUUUCCCCCCCUUAACAACUUCAGUCUUCCAUCCAGGUGUAUCCUCCACUUAACACCAUGGGCAAAACUAGAUAAGAGUCAGGCAAUUUUCCCCAGUGGAAUUUUUUUCCCAGUGCCCCAUUUUCCUGUGGGAAAUUAGCCACUUUACACACAUACAUUACGGGUUGUAUCCAGCUUUAAGUUUCACUGAGCAGUUCCCUGAAGUAGACCUAACGUAGUCAACAGGCCUAACUUAUUCAUGUUCAUUAAUUUCAAUGGGUCUACUUUGCAUAUCUUUAGCAUUGCGUACAACCCAAUGAGCGAAUAACAGUUGCAAAUACAAUAUUAUGAGGCAAGCUAGGAAGUUUUCAAAGGUUCCCUGUGUGUUUUAGAGCCGUUGAAAAUCAGGGGAGCUUCAGCAAAUACAGGGAAAAAAUCCCAAGCUACACAGAACAUUGAUCCAUCUCAGUCACAGCAACAACUAUGGAGACAUUGAAGCAUACCCUGUGGAUGUGAGCAUAAUCAUGUGAGGUUACUUAAUAUGCAGGCAGCCAAAAAGUCCUUCCUCUGAGUCCCUCACCUGGAAACUCUCGUUGUGUUCUGUAGGAGUCAUCAACCUCCCUUAUGCCGAAAUCGAAGAGCCCUUCGAAGCCUGGUACAACCUUACUGGGAACAAGAGUCGCAUCGAGUACUACAACGGUAAGAAGCCGUAGAGAGGGCAGUGGGGUGGGAAGGGGAUGCCAAAUGCUCUUGGGGCUGGUAUGGGAGAACUCAUGCUCCAAAAUAAUAUGAUGGAAAUGGAGAAGAGGAGCUGCAGAUGUCACCUUGAGCACCUUGCAGGAAAGGUAGGGUGCAAAUGCAAUAAUACAAGGCAGAAGUGGGUUUCUGCAGUGGAGGAGAAAGUUGCCGGCAGGUAUCCCAGACCAAACUAGAUGAGACGAUGGAGUAGGGACAGCAUGGCUGGGUGUCAGCCAAGGGUCCUCCACCCAGCAAGGAGUGCACUGGACCUGCUCAUCCUCCUCACCAAGGCAACCAUCUUAGCUGCUACUGCCUGCUGGCUCAUUGGCCCUCUGCCUGGCUAGCAAGCAACUGGUAGCAGCCAUAAGGAGGAAGGGCAGCAGCAGCCUGGUAUUGUGGCAGGGAGGAGGAAGUAGACUCAAGGAAGGCGGGAGGCCAUAAGUGUCCAAGGACCCUGCAAAACCUGGAGCUGAUGCUUCGAUGGAGGCCCCCCUUCUAGCUCUUUAACAACAGUUGCAAUAAGCAUAGGAAACUCCCUUACACCAAGUCAGACCAUUGGUCCAUUUAGCUCAGUGAUGUCUACACCAGGGAUGGGAAAUUCCAGCCUGUAGGCCAGUCUUGCCCCAAUGACGUUUUCCCCAAACCACAACCCACCUGCCCUUCACCAUUGUCGCUGGUGUUGUAUGCUGACGAGUGAGAGAACAGGGUUCAAUCCUGCACUGGCCGCACAGUCCUGCUCCCAACAACAAACAGGGCCACACAGCGUAGGCAGCAGGAUUUGAUCACAGGAUUUUAGUGUCGGAAGUGAUACCAAAGGCCACCUAGCCCAGCCCCCCGCGAUGCAAGAAUCACGGCUGAAGAAUCGCUGGCAGCUAAUGUGCAGAUAUUAAAGAUCGGAGCAAGAUCUGCAUGAGAUCCAGGAUUUAUAGUGGAGGGGGGAGAUUCUCAAAAGGGUUUUUGCAGGUCUCCUCCCUAUUCCUUUUGAAGUCCCUCCCCACUUCCCUUCUAAGUCCCCCAUCUUAGAGCAGGGUGGGGAGGCUCACAAAGUCUCCGUCCCUGUUUUAAGGGAUACCUUUUGAAUUUAAGCAGCGGCCUCCAGUGUUGUUAAACUGGAAAUGAUUUUCCCACUCCCCUAGUGGCUGUGAUUAUGCUGAGGCUGCAAGCCUUAAAUUAAUUAAAUAGUUGGAAUGCUCACCUCAACAUUUAGUUGUUAGUGGGGGGGCAGAUUUAAAAGGUGUGGCUGCAACCGAAGAACAGUCUUUGCUUGCUUGCUUGCUGUUGAAUUAAAUUUACUUACUAUUAUUAAAGAGAGUCGUUCAUUUGAGUGGUCAUGUUUAUUUAAAGUGUAAGCUCUCCUGCUUCCUUCAGGACCUCAGACCUCUUAUUUGCUUCUUGGCAUUCUGCAAAUGCAUUCACAUUUGCUUUAAUUUACAUUUCUGAAUUUAUUUACAUUUGAUUUCAUUGAAAGCUAAGCUCAAAAAAAAAAAAUUAGCAUGCAGUCAGUGGGCAGCUGUAGCCUGUACAACUCGUACUGUGAGCACAGGAUAUUCACGUGAUCUUCCUCAUUCAGACUGGCCCACGUCACAUGCCUGCUCUUCCAAAUAUUUUGACUCAUUCCUAAAACAUUCCUGAUCUCCUUAUUGGCUCUUUCAAGAACCUUCAAGGAGAUUUGCAACAAUAAAAAGCAACGCAGGCUGUGUAUACACCAUACAUUUAAAGCAUCUCUCCCCUGCGCCCCCCCCCAAAAAAUCUUGGGAGCUGUAGUUUGCGAAGGGUGCUGGGAAUCAUAGCUUUGUGAAGGGUAAACUGCAGUUCCCAGGAUUCUUUCAGGGCAGUCUGCUUUAAAAUGUGUGUGUGUGUGUGUGUGUGUGUGUGUGUGUGUGUGUGGAGCAACAAUAAAAGAGAUUUCAAACCACAGUAGAAAGACAGGGUUAAAAUGCAUGUGAGACCCUGGCACUGUUGGACACCCCCACCCCUUUAGUGCCUUCCAACCCCUCCCUGCCCCUCUCAACUUUCUGGCUUGUGUACUUUGGUGAGCGGGGCGGGGUUGCUUACUAAAUCUCUGUUUAUUAGCACAUGUCUACAGGGGCCAUCUGCCUGCACAAGGAUGAGCUCUUACUGCCUACUUGUAUUUCCUCUCCUUUAUGGCUGCUGCCGGUUUCUCCCCUUACUUCUGCUGCAGGCCAAGUGGUGACCUUGCAGCUUGGGAGCACAAAGCCCUACGGCACCAUGUUUAAGCUCACCCCGCAAACCACAGAGGACGUCGUGAAUGCCGAGAAGUGCUUCCAGCUGAACGGCACCAAAGAUGGACCUGUGAAACCGCAAGGCGUCUUUCCCAGCUUUAAAGGCUUCAAGGUGAGCAAGUGGAACUCAGCAGUCAAAUGUUUAGGGUUGAACUGAAGAGCGGGUGGCCUUAUAAUAUAUCCUCCCCUUGUGGUCUACCCUGCUUGGUAUUGUCUGCACUAAAGCACUGAGCCUCUUGGGCUUGCCGAUCGGAAGGUCGGCAGUUCGAAUCCGUGCAAUGGUAUGAGCUCCUGUUGCUCAGUCCCAGCUCCUGCCAACUAGCAGUUCGAAAGCACACCAGUGCAAGUAGAUAAAUAAGUACCGCUGUGGCAGGAAGGUAAACGGCGUUUCCGUGCGCUCUGGCACUCGUCACAGUGUCCCGUUGCACCAGAAGCAGUUUUGUCAUGCUGGCCACGUGACUUGGAAAGCUGUCUGUGGACAAACGCCGGCUCCCUCGACCUGAAACGAGAUUAGCGCCGUCUCAUAGUCGUCUUUGACUGGACUCAACCGUCCAUAGUUGUCUUUGACUGGACUCAACCGUCCAGGGGUCCUUUAUCUUUUACCUUUACCUUUGUCUGCACUGAUCGGCAGUGGAUCUCCAGGAUUUCGACCUCAGAGAUGCUGAGGAUUGAACUGGGUCCUUUGGCAGGCAAAGUAGUCUGAGCUAAGACCCUUCCCCACUUGGAUCUGGAACACCUGCUAUGGACUCAUUCUGUCACCUUUGCCUGCUGGGUGCUUAGCCUUAGUUGCCCGUCAAUAAACGUGACUUACCUUUCAGGCUGCUCAUUGGUAAUAACAUUAAUAAUAAUAACUUAUUUAUAUACCACCCAUCUGGCUGGGUUUCCGCAGCCGCUCUGUGCGGCUUACAGCACAUAUAAAACCACAACAAGACAUCAAACAUAUCCUAUACAGGCAACAAACAAACCAAUAAAUCAAUAGAAACCAAUAAUAACAGUUUAUAGUUACACCCAAAUUAAAAUAACCACCAACCCCAACUAAACAUUUAACCAACCCCCACCAGACAAAAACAAAACAGAGGAAGCAAAAUUAGAACCGUUUAAAACAUUGUAAAACUAGGGUUGCCAUAUUUUUUUUGGUAAAAGUUGUUGAGCUUUUUAGGAGUCUUUUAGCUGUUUUCAGAGUGAGUGUGAGCCUGGCCCCCUAGGCCAGGUGGACUUAGGCCUUGCAGCAGGAAGCGCUCUUCUUUCCAGAACACAUUGGAAGGUGCAACAUACGUGGAGAUCAUAGGGCUGGUUGCAAGCAACUUAGACUUGCAGCUGGGGCAAGGGCAUCGGCUCUGGGAUUUGUAGUCCAAAGUGUUAAGGAGGGUGCUAGAUUAGGAGAGGCUGUGAUAGAGCUCUGCCACAGAGCUAUGGUCCUUUCCUCAAAGUCUCUUCCAAGCCCAGUCUCCCAUGGCUUAGGAAUUAGGUGCAUAGGAAGCUGCCUUUUUAGACCCAAGGUUAAUCCGGAUCAGUAUUGCCUACACCAACUGGCCACGGCUCCCCAGGGUUCUAGGAAGGGGACCUUCCCAGGCCUGCCUGGGAUUCAAACCUAGUAGUUUCUGCUAUGUACUCUGCCUUAUAUCAGCAUCGGACUCCUUGUCCUUUGGCCCAUGCAAAAAUUUGCCACUUGAUUCCUUAUUAAGUGGAGAUGCCAGGGAUUGAACCCAGGACCUUCUGCAUGCAAGGCAGGUGCUCUGCCACUGAGCUGUAGCUCCUCCCCAGUUCAUCAGCCUCUUGUAGCCUACCUGUCUACAUCUGCUUCAGAGGCUACUGUGCUUGCAGGGAGACCCGCCAGCUUCAGAUGUCACUUGACAUUUCAGCCCCUUCCCUUUCUGACAGGGCUCAAGAGAGCUGCUCCUGUCGAAAGAGAGUGGCAGGUCCUCAGGCAGCUUGGCUCAGUGAUUCAGCCACUUGCCAUAAGCUGCUCUGGCAUGUGCCAAGCUUCCAGGACGAAUGCAAAAUAGGCUUCACCCAGAUGCAGUUCCUUGAUAAUCGUGAAAAGUUGUUCCACGGUGGCUGUUAAAAGUGGCACACGUUGCAGGGAAGAUGUGUUUGAUGACAAGCUGUAACUUGACUUUUGCCAAGCUGCUGCCCUGAAUAGUGAAGUCAGUGUGUGUGUCCGUGCGUCCGUGUGUGUGCAUGUGUGACUUUGCUUUAGUUGGAAGACUUAAAAAACAGGGAGGGAGAUGGGGAGCUCUAGGCCAGGCAUAGGCGAACUCGGCCCUCCAGAUGUUUUGGGACUACAUCUCCCAUCAUCCCUAGCCAACAGGACCAGUAGUCAGGGAUGAUGGGAGUUGUAGUCCCAAAACAUCUGGAGGGCUGAGUUUGCCUAUGCCUGCUCUACACCAAGAGGAGUCCAUGUGAUGCCCUCCUGCUGUUGCCUGGCUACUGCAACCAUCUGGCCCCAAGCCACUCUGGGGGCCUUUUUUGGCUGAAAAGUGGGGUAAAAAUGCUGCAAGCAAGCAAGCAAGCAUCAUUCAAUAGAUGCAGCUUGCAAGUGAACUCCAGUAUUACACAGUGGACGCUGGCAACCUGUCCAGCUUAAUUGGUAGGCUAUUUAUUUGGAGGCUAUGGGAGACUAGAGCAGGGGGAACCAAACUAGCUUUUGGGACUAUAACUCCUGUCAUCCCAGGCCAGAGCUGGUGGUCCCAAUGAGAAUUGUAGUCCAACAAUAUAUGGAGGGCACCAUAUUGGCCACCUUUGGAGGAGACAUAAGAGAGCUAGAUAGACCAGAAUGAUGACCUCGGGUUGCAUCCAGCUAUGUUCUGCUCCGAGUGGACAUACUAAAAAGAAUAAUCCCCAUUAAAGUCAAUGGGUUGUUUGCCGUGCGUGUCCCACUCAGAGUAGACCCAUUGGAAUUGAUGGAUAGGGCUAACUUAAGUUUAUGAAUUGGUAGGACUCGCAUUGGAUUACAGCCCUUUUCAUGCCUGCCCUUUCCAUUGCUCCUCCCCAGCCCAUAAGGGAAGAAUACUACAAAGGCAAAUACUGCACCGUGUGGCAGAACAUCUCUUACGGGGGCAAGAAGAAGAAUAUCUACACUAUGUGGGUCACCAACAGCAGCUGCGGUGUGUCGCCUGUGCACUACGAGAUGAAGGGCUUCAACACUUUGCUGGGGUCCCACUACGACAAGUAUGAAAUAGAUUAUACCGACUUCUCCAACAGCUUCCCAGCUUCCGUCUUCGACCUGAAGCCAAACGGUGAGUACGAGAUUAUCCUUCUGCACCCUUCCUCCAAGUAGUUCAGGGUGAUCUCGCUCACAGUGGCAAAACAACUUAUCUGGGUUUAUCUUGCUCAACAACUUUGUAAGGCGGGCCAGUCCACGUGUGGCCUCGAGCUGGUCCGCAUCUUCACAAUGGAUCUUCUGCCUGAGUUUGACAUGUUAGCCUCUGCACUGCAGGGGUGAGGAAUCCCGGGGCUCUUGGCCUGUUGUUGGACUCCAUCUCCCAUCAGCCCCAGCCAGCAUGGUCCAAUUGUCAGGCAAGAUGGGAGUUGUAGUCAAAUGGCACGUGGAGGGCUGCAGGUUCCCUAUUCAUUUCUGCUUUGCAGCUUCUCUCUUGUGUUUUCUGUGGCUUGGUUGGCAUUCCACAAAGUGCACCCCUCACAAAGCUGCUGUUCCAAGCACUCUUAGCAAACUAUAGCUCCCGGGAUUCUUUGGAGGAAGUCAUAUGCUUUAAACAUGUUGUAAAUUUGUUCUUUAAUUGUACGGUGCGGAUGUGAUCUAACUGGUUGGAGCACUUUGUGGAAUGCCAGCCAAGCCACAACAAACACAAGGGCAACAAAGUAUGAAAUAGCUCUGUAGCACAAGAUCUGGCAGAAAGUUGUGUGUGUGUCUGUGUCUGUGUCUGUGUGUAUCUAUCUAGUCCUUAAGACAAGAUUUUUUGUCCCAAAUCCUCCCUAGCAGGCACCCACCCUACUCUUUCCUGAAAAGCGUCAACUACUGUGAUUUCUUCACCUUCGUGUUGAGCUUAUUUCUUUGAUGAACCUUCCUGGUCCAGUUGGAAUAUUCUGAGCUGGUUUUGCAGAACACAUUAAAAGCAUAGUUUUAAACCCCCAUCCUGCCACUGCUCCUGCUCAUGAGACAAGCCAGAAUCUGGCCCAUUGCGUCAUUCGAAUUUGGGCUGGUUCGUUUCUCUCCAGACAAACCACGAGUGGGAGCCAAGGUGUGUUCAUGGCUUACCACAUGUGGUUUAUUUGGGGGAAAACAAACCAUUCACCUGGGUUUGUAUAACACAACAAGCCAGAUUGUGGCUCAAUCGGGUUGCUGUGCGGGAGGAGCGCCGUGGGAAUUUUAACUGUGCAGCAGCUCACUGCUCAUUCACAGGAAACCAUAGUUCAUCUUAAACUAUGGUUGGUGCAAAGGGAGCCAAUGUGGUGUGUUCUGGAACUCGCACUGAUCACUAGCCAUGCUGGGGGGAGGGGCUGAGGGGACUGGGAGUCCAGCGAAGAUUAGAAGUCACCACAUUGGCUACCCUUGGUUUUAAUGCAGGAGUGGGAUACCUUUGUCAACCUGAGAGCCCCGUUUCCGUGUGGGCCACCUUCCUGGGGCUGCAUAACAAGUGGUAGAUGUGGCCAGACACACACCACUCCCAAUCCAGGCAAGCAGGAGGUAUAUAACAAUUCAAGGCCGUGUUGCAGCCAGGAAUGUGCAGAGCAGGGCCAGUGAAGGGUUUGGCCUGGGGGCAUGGCCUGGGCAGAAAGGCCCCGGGAGCUGCAAUCAGCCCCCAGGCUUGACGUUCCUCAACUGGACCUCUGUUUCCAUGGGUCAGCUAAAUCAGCCUCCCCAUAGUCAGACCUUCUACCUGCUUGUCUGUUAGGAGAAUAUAUGGGACAAUAACUGAUAGAUCUGUUUGGGCGCCACAAUUUAAGAAGGAUAUUGACAAGUUGGAACGUGUGCAGAGGAGGGUGACCAAGAUGAUCAAGGGUCUGGAAACCAAGCCUUAUGUGGAAUGGCUGAGGGAGUUGGGUAUGUUUAGCCUGGAAAAGAGGGGAUUACGAUGGCCAUCUUCAAAUAUCUCAAGGGCUAUCACAUGGAAGAUGGAGUAAGCUUGUUUUCUCCUGAUCUGGAGGGUAGGAAGCCAGUGGCUUCAAGUUACAAGAAGGGAGGUUCUGACUAAACACCAGGAACAGUAAGAGCUGUUCAGCAGUGGAACAGUCUCCCUUGUGAGGUUGUGGACUCCCCUUCAAUGGAAGUUUUUCAGCAGAGGCUGGAUGGCCUUUCAUGGAUGCUUUAGUUGAAAUCCCUGCAUUGCAGGAGGUUGGACUAGAUGACCCUCAGGAUCCCUUCCAAUUCUAUGAUUCUAUGAGUCAGACCAUUGGGUCUAUCUAGCUCAGCACUGUCUACACUGACUGGCAGCAGCUCUCCAGGAUUUCAUUCUUUCCCAGCCCUACCUGCAGGUGUUGAGGGUUGAACCUGGAACCUUCUGCGUGCAAAGCAGAUGCUGUACCACUGAGCUCUGCCCCUUCCCUAAGGUCUCUCUCUUCAUCUUCAUUUGCUGCACAUUGAGAGGAUAUCAUACCUAGUUGUGACUGGUGCCCAUUGGAGAUUGGUAGGGCAGAAGACAGGGAGCCCAACAGUAGGUGGCACCAUAGCCGAUGGCAGGCAGAGGCAACUGUAUAGUGAAGAAGUCAGACACAGCUCUGUGGGGAGAGAAUUCCACAGUUUAGGGGCCACCUCUUCUGGGCCAUACACACUGAAUUUUUGAAAGAGGUGGAACUACCAGAGCACCCUCUGCUGAUCUUAACAACCAGGAGGGUCUGUAUCGAAGGAGACAGUGUUUCAGAUAUUACAUGUAUAGUAAUACUCUUACUAUUCCUGGUGUACAGUGCUGCACUUCGAUCUAGGGAAUGGACAGUGUUACAGGUGCCACAUGAUACCUGUUCCCCAUUUAUAAGAAAAUCUUUUAGCCUGGCAAUCACCUGCAUGCCUGUCUAUUGACAUCAGGCAGGCAUCUUCACUGUACUCUUUUCAGCACCAGCUUAAAAACAUUUUUGUUUGGGCAAGCUUACCCAAACUUGUAGAAUGAUAUGUUUUUAGUUUGUUGCUUUUUUUUUUUUAAUGUUCUAAAUAGUUGUUUUUAACUCUUUAUAAUUUUAUCAUUGUAUUCUCUUUGUGUAUUCUGCUUUGAGGAUUUUAUUUAUUUAUUUAUUUGCAAUCAAGCAGUGUAUUACUAAUUAGGAAAUAAAUAAAUAAAUAUCUGCCGGGUGCGUUUUCUCCCUAGAAACAAAGCUAUGCGAUGAACUGCCUGGCGACUCCUCAGAGCACCACAUCAUGGCAAACCCCAUGGCAGAUUUUGUGGGGGGAGAAGAGGACCGAGCCCACCAGGUGUUCCACCAAUACAGAAAACGGUUUGGAAAGACCUACGACGAUGAACGGGAGAUGGAACACAGGAAGCACACCUUCACCCACAACAUGAGGUCAUUGGUUGUAUUUGAAUUUUUUUUUUCAUCCUGUCCUUCAGCCAAAAAAAAAGGGGGGGCCCUCUGUGAGCCACAAUAAGAUAGUCCCUGACCUCAGGUUUACAAUCUAAAAGGCACGGCACAAAAGGAAAAAGGGACUGGGAGGGGAGAGGGGGAAAGCAACCUUAUUUUGAUAAUGACUACCUAGGACUGAAAGAUUUGAAGAGGAGGAGCUAGGUAUUGGUAGCCAAUGGAGAGGCGCUGUAGUCCCAUCUCACCUUUACUGAUGGAGUAUAUUAUAAAAAGGAGUACAGUGGUACCUCGGGUUAAGAACUUAAUUUGUUCCGGAGGUCUGUUCUUAACCUGAAGCACCACUUUAGCUAAUGGGGCCUCCUGCUGCUGCCACGCCGCUGGAGCACAAUUUAUGUUCUCAUCCUGAAGCAAAGUUCAUAACCCAAGGUACUAUUUCUGGGUUAGCGGAGUCUGUAACCUGAACCAUCUGUAACCUGAAGUGUCUGUAACCCGAGGUACCACUGUAAUUAUGAAAUAGGUGGUGGCUGUGCUGUCAGAGUCAAAGCAUUUAUAUUUAGAUCUGGCUCUGGUUCCUGGAGGUGAGGGGAAGGAACAUAGGGAGAUGCUCUAUACCAAGUCACACCAGUGCUCACACCAUUGCUGUCAACACUGACUGGCAGCAGUGGUUGCUGACUUGCCAGUUGAAGACCAGUGGGUUAGAGAGCCAAUAGGAACACGGGAAACUCCCUUGAGCUGAGUCAGACCAUUGGUCCAUCUAGCUGAGUAUUGUCAGCACUGACUGGCAGCGGCUCUCUGGGGUUUGAGGCAGAGGACAUUUUCAACCUUACCUGAAGACACCGGCAAUUGAACCUGGGACCUUCUGUACACAAAGCAAAUUUUCUACCUAUGAGUGACAGCCGUUCCUCAAGGGAAGUGUGUACUCUUGCAUAUGCAUGGAGGCACACUUGGCUUUUUGAUGACAAUAUUGAGAUGACUGUAGCUACACUUGUCUGAGGCUACCUUGUUGUUUUUAAAUCUGUUCAAUAUAAUAAAAUUCAUUUUAAAUCCCAGUAUCCCAGCCUUUGCUGAGCCCUGCCAUUUAACACAGGUUUUGGGGCUUAAGCUUUGCUGAAAUCAAGACCCAGAUCAUUUGGGGCCCUUCCUCGAAGCUGGGGCCCCUCUGCUCAGUUGCUUCCCUGCAUUUUGACCUAGGCUUUGGCACUGUGCUCUGAAGCAGCUUUUGUUGAAUACAUUUAUAUACUUCCCUUCGGUGCCAGUUUAUCAGGACGAUUUACAACCGGGGUCAAAGCACAUCAUUGUAACAGAAACGUACUGAAACUGUGUUGAUGAAAACAGCAGAAUAAAAAGCAGCAUAAACCAAGUAUCAAAACACCACACUAAAAAAAAAAUCUUAUCCUCUGUCGAAAGCCUGGAAAAUUGUAAAAGACUUGAUAUGUGCCCUGGACGUUGAAAACAGUGCCAUGCCACUUUAAAGAGUCAUGAGCUUCCCCCAAAGAAUCCUUGGAAGGGUGAUAUGUUGCUGAGAUUUGUUAGGAGACCCCUGUUCCUCUCGUGAGGCUGCAAUUACCGGAAUUCCCUGGGAAGAGGGACUGACUGUUAAACCACUCUUGAGAACUGUAGCUCUGUGAGGCGAAUUUGGCCAUAGCAAAUUUCUACUGUGGUUUUAUCCCUGUACUUCCAAGAACCGUGUGUUAGUGUUCAAGGAACCUUUAACCCCAAGAGGGUUAGGGGAGGGUGACAACAAGCCUGAGCCGCCCCCUGCCCAGCCCAGCCCUUUCUCCUCCAGCUUUCCCAUUGUUUCUGCCCCCCCCCAGGUUUGUCCAUUCCAAGAACCGGGCCAACCUCUCCUACAAGCUGGCGCUGAACCACUUGGCGGACCUUACCCAGGAUGAGAUAGCUGUGAUGAGAGGCAAGCUCAAGACCACAGCGCCAAACAACGGGCUGCCUUUCCCUGAGGAGAUGUACGUGGGCCUAAUCCUGCCAGAGAGCUUGGACUGGCGGCUUUACGGUGAGUGGUGUUGGAAGGCAAUCCUGUGUAGGCAAGGAACAAAUAAGAAGGGGAUUAUACUGAGUUGUGCCUUUGGUCCAUCAAGUUCAAUACUGUCUACACUGACUGGCAGCAGCUUUUUAGGAUUUCAGGCUGGCCUCUCUCCAAGCCCUACCUGGAGAUGCUGGGGACUGAACCUGGGACCGUCUGCAUGCAAGGCGGAUGCUUUAUCUCUGAGCUAUAGGCACCAAUUGUUAUAAGCAAAUGUGGUCCUAAGCCUUGGGAAAUGCAGAGGAGAGCAAUAGAAUCUCCUGAUGUUUUUUAUUUCUGCCUGAAAAGUGGCUGUGAAGACUCUGCAACUUGACUGGAGCAAUGGUAAUGGAGAAGAGGGCAUUAGUUCCCUCCCAGCCAAAUGCAGAUAUUCCAAUAUACAUACAGGUAUUCCUCUGUUUGCCCUAAGGGCUCAUCCACACUUUUUGCUUUCUCCCAGGAAAACCUGCUCUGUAAUGCUGAAUUGGAGCAAACCUCAGUAGGGUUUUCUUUGGAUUGAUGUUUGCUCCGAUUUAGCUUUAAAGAGUGGGUUUUCCUGGGAGACAGCGCAAAGGCAGAACCAUUCCAACUCAUGCCUAGAAUGAAUGGACAAGUGGGAAACCUCUUUGAUCUGUACUUUCUAGGCAUGGGGCAAGCAGAAGUUUCCCCAGCGCUGCUGCUCCACUCAAAUGUCCCCCCCUCCCUGUCCCCCAGUUUGUUUUAAUUAAAAAUGAAAACAGAAUUAACUCUUGAAUGGCGCGUCCUUGAAGUUACACACCUCUGCUGCUGCACAUCCAAAAGGAGUGAUGUUGCAGUAGCUUGAUGGCGACAGAAAUGGUUGUGCAGGUGGGUCUCAACUCUUUUCUGCUUGUCCCUUCCAGGUGCAGUGACUCCAGUUAAGGACCAGGCUGUGUGUGGCUCCUGCUGGAGUUUCUCCAGCACUGGAGCUCUCGAAGGGGCUCUCUUCCUCAAGGUAAGAGCUCACCUGUCUCUUACCAGGGAAUUUCCUUUCAACUAAUUUGGAAGGUGUUGGGGAACUCAGAGAUUGGAUGCUACAUAGAUCCAAGCUGUUCACAUUCCUGAGAAAAGUAUUCUAUUAUUGUCCCCAGACACUCUGGGUGGCUAAAAACUUCCCGAUACAGGGCUGCCUUCAGAUGUCUCCUAAAAGUUGUGUAGUUCUUCAUCUCCUUGACAUCUGAAGGGAGGACGUUCCACAGGGAGAGCUACCCAGCAGGUGUGUCAUUUCUGCUUACCAGGAGACAUGAUGGGGAGGUUGGUGCGGUGCACAGGCAUGCUGAUGGAAAUAAUGCUGUGAUUCUGCUGGUGCACUUACACUGCACUGAGCUCCCCACCACCUCCCUCCUGGUAAGCAGUGGCAACGUCUAUUUUAAUAUUUCAUUUAGUACAUUUAAUUUCCCACUUCUAUUCAGUAGGGGGAGCACAGAGCAGGGAUACAAAAAGGCAUCAUUUUCCAUUCCACAUUGUAGCUAUUGCAUGCGGCUCUGCUUCCAUUUCGCCGCAGUUCAUCUUUCACCACAUCUUCACCUCACUGUCCACUGUGGCAAAAUUGCAAAGUUGGCUAUAUAAAUUACACUGUCAUUUCAUUCUUCCACUCUGUUUUUUUCAGUGCUAAGGAAACACAAUGCAAGGGGUUUUUUUGGCGGCGGGGGGGGGGGGAGGAAGCUUAAUUGAUGCAUAAUCAUUUGUGGACUGAAAGCACCAACAGUGAAUGCCAAUAAUUUUUUCUGGAUUGAUUUUCAUUCUGAACAUGGGUCAAAUUCCUUUGGAAUUUUCCAACACCCCAGGUUAGUGGUCUCCAAUCCAGAUACUGGCCAGUGACAAAGCUGCUCAGCUUCAGCAAAGAAACGGCCCUAUUUUCCACAUUAUGAAUGUAACUUUGCUUCAGCAGUAAAAUAUGCUAUUACAGUAAUGCUUCUUUUCUAAAGGGAAUGUUCCAUGUGUGCUAUCCUGACAUUUACGGUUUAGCACUGCGUGGCUAAGCAGGUACAGUGGUACCUGUUUUUGAACGUCUCUAUUGACGAACAUUUCAGAACUCGAACGCCAUAACCCAGAAAUAAACGCUUCCGUUUUUUAACGUGCCUUGGAAGUCGAGUGGCUUCCACUGAGUGUAUUCUCAAUUUUCUCUGUUAAAUUUGCAGACUGCCCUUUGUGCCUCAGUUUUCGGACGUUUUGGAACUUGAACGGUCUUCCAGAAUAGAUUACGUCCGAAAACCCAAGGUACCACUGUAACAGUUUCCUCUCAACCAAGACUGACAUUUUGCUUCUCCCCUGUUUCCCCAGACUGGGCAGCUCAUCCCUCUGUCUCAGCAAAUCCUCAUUGACUGCUCUUGGGGCUUUGGGAACUAUGCCUGUGACGGUGGUGAGGAGUUUCAGGCGUUCGAGUGGGUCAUGAAGCACGGCGGCAUUGCCAGCACAGAGUCCUACGGCCCAUACAAAGGCCAGGUGAGAGAAGUCAAACCAGAAUUAGUUUACUAAUAAGCCAUUUAUUACACAACAGCUCCCAGGAUUCUUUGGUGGAAGCUGUGACUGUUUCAAGUGGCGUCAUAGUGCUUUGAAUGUGAAUAUCCAAGAAUCUUGAGAAGGAAAGUCUGCCAAUCUCACAGGGUGAGAUUAUGCCCACUGACUCCAUCCUUGGCUGCACGUUCAUGUGAAAGAGGGGUGGGCAUCUAUACUGAUGCUGUGCAUUGGAGAGCAUGUGUCCGGCAGGCACACUGGCGUCUGAAGACUUCGCCAGGAGGUGGAAACUCCAGCACUCCACACAAAUGUGUUUCUUGAGCACGAUAGCAUUUGUAUGUGCAGCAUCACUAUGUACAUCAUAUGUAUGCCAGUCUUGACUGUGCAUAGGGUGGCAGGCAAUGAGGUAAGGCGGAGAUAUGCAUGGGCAUAGAAGGUUGUGGUUUGCACAGUGUGCUGUGAACUGGUUGUCCAGCAGCAGUGUCCCCAGCCCUCCAGCUAAACUGAUCUAGCCCAGACUAGAGGGGCAGAUCAGUGAAGACUCCAGACAGCACAUGGAGGAAGAAAUGUCUUCGGAGAGCUUUUAGGAACUCCUGGACAACAAUGGUGGUUAAUGAAAUGAUGAGUGAAAUCUUGGGGUUUUCUUUUUGGGGUUCAUCCCCACCUGGGUGAUUCUUCUCUCUUUCAGAAUGGCUACUGCCAUAGCAACGACACUCAGCUUGUGGGCAAACUCAAAGGCUACGUCAAUGUCACCUCUGGGAACCGUACUGCUCUGAAAGCUGCCAUCUACAAGCAUGGCCCCGUGUCUGUCAGCAUCGACGCCUCCCACCGAAGCUUUUCCUUCUAUUCCAACGGUGUCUACUACGAGCCCAAGUGUGGUGAGUCCCAGCCUAUGAGAUUGUGGCAGAAAACUGUAAAUUAGGGCGGGGAAUCUCUUCUAGCCUGCGGGCCACAUUUUCUCUUGCUUGUGGGUAAUCUUCCAGGGGCCGUAGGCUAGGGGUGAACAAAGCCAGAGGCAAAACAGAGUAGAGCAGCGGAUGUGAAUCCUACCUUUAUGCAGUAGGCUAUGUUCCCCCUGAACUACACCUCUCCAUCCUGGCAAACGAGUCCUUGUCAAAGUUGCACCCUCAAGGAGGAGUGGAGCAGAGCUGGUGAGGAGUGUGGCUUGGUGUGGGGUAGGCUGUGGCCUAGGGGGAGACCCCCGAGCCAAAGAGAGAGGCCCAGAGGACUGCAUUUGUCCCCUGGGCUCAAGGAUCCCCACUACCUGCUGUAAAUAAAGUUGCACUUCCUGCGAUGCAUCUCAAGAGCACUUGGCAUAACCUGCACAUCAUCCACAUGGCUAUUUGCGAUACGGUAAACUCCUCCAUGCUUUGUAUGGUGAAAUUGGAAGCUAAUGCCUCCCCAGGUUAUGGUCUGAAGGCAUGUGAGGCUACUGAAACAAAUGUCCCAGGUCUAGGUCUGGUCAGUGCUUGGAUAUGGGUGGUCACCUGGGUACCGCACGUAAGACAUCUUGGGUUCUAUAAUGGAAGAAAUGCAAGGCAGUAAAUAAAUACAUAGAUGCUGAUUUCCACUGCAACAUCCUCUGUGCUAUCUGCACAGACAUCAGCCCUGUGCAAAUCGGAGCGAGGCCGUGGGUAUCUGGAUGGUCACUUUGAGAACAGGAUUCUAGACUAAAUAGGCCUUGGCAGGGAUCUCCUGCCCUCUUGAUUGCUGUGGCAAGCUGGAGCACCGCCCACAUAGAUUUAAGAGUUUCGGGUGCCUACCUACUCACUAAGAGAUCUACUUGUGGGAAAGUUCUGCACCCUGCUGCUUUCAAAGGGGAGUUGAGGUCCAGCAAUGCACAUCAGCUGCAGCCAACAGGGCCAGUGGUUAAGGGUGACUGACGUUGUAGUCUAGCAGUGUUGGCAAGUCAAUAGCCUCUUUACCUCUGAGGUAGAGGAUGGUGCCACAUUGCAGCCUGGCUGAUGAGAAUCAUCGCUUACAGAAAGUGUGCGCAAUGGUUGUUACUGCAAAUCAUCAGCUGGUUAUAAUUACGCCUUUUGGCAAGCACUGCCAAGACCUUUGCAUAUCUUAUUCAUCAUCCCGACCCAACCUAGGAGGCAGGUCAUUAUCACCACCCCAUUUUGCAUAUGGUAUUUGGGAUGGAUUGAGAGACAGGGAGAGAGGAAGAAUGCAAAUGGGUCACUCAAGGUAACCCAGUAAGUAGCUUUCUCUCUUCCUGGUCCCACUCUUAGGGUCUGGAUCCUUGUGGGUAAUCCUGAGUUCUAAUAUGGUGAGAGGAAAAUGAUCUCCCUUUUCUGCAGGAGGCCAUUGCACAUGAGGAACUGAACUCUCAGUCUUCAGCAGUACAUUUGGGUGGCAGCCAUGCUCCUGUGCUCUUUUCCAUUAUCCCACUUGUUACAAAGCUUGACUCUUUUAUUUUAUUUUUAAUUCAUUUUUAGGAAACAAACGAGGCCAGCUGGAUCAUGCGGUCCUAGCUGUAGGUUACGGUGUCCUCCAAGGCGAACUCUACUGGCUUGUGAAGAACUCCUGGUCCACCUACUGGGGAAAUGAUGGCUACAUCCUCAUGUCUAUGAAAGACAACAACUGUGGAGUUGCCACUGAUGCCACGUUCCCGAUCAUGGCAUAACCCGACCUUGCCUUGGGAAGCUCCUUCAGGGAAUCCCAGAACUGAUACUGUCCAAAUAUAUAUUUUGCUCUCAAUCAGGACCACCACCCCAUACGCCCAAAACUCCUAAACAUCCCUAACAUAUUUGUUUUUGUGUGCUGAAAUCUUUAGCCACAGGGCUGAAAGAGUUUUGGGGUUGUUGUUAUUGUUGUUGUUGUUUUAAAAAAGCCUAAUCUCAACUAUACUGGAAGCUAUUUCAUGAAGGCUUUCCCCCACCCUGAGAAGCAGGGUCUAAAUACUACCUGGAUAAAUGAAACCACAAAGUCCAGUCGUCUUAUAGGGAUCGCCCUGUUGGAACAAAAAUAACUUCUGCCCCUUCUUCCAAUAUUUUUGAGAGUCCUAAUCCUCCUUGUGCUUGCUUCUUGAACAGGCCCUUCAUCACCCAGUCUCCAUCCCUCCAAUUCCUUAAACCCACUACAGUCAUACCUUGGAAGUCGAAUGGAAUCCAUUCCGGAAGUCUAUUCAACUUCCAAAACAUUCGGAAACCAAAGCGCAGCUUCUGAUUGGCUGCAGAAAGUUCCUGCGGCCAAUCGGAAGCCCCGUUGGACAUUUGGGUUCUGAAAAUAGUCACUUCUGUGUUUGUGGUGUUCAGGAGCCAAAAUGUUUGACUUGCAAGGCGUUCGGGAUUCAAGGUACGACUGUAAUAAGAAUUAUAGAAGCCGUUUUCUUGGGUGUUUGCUGUCUCCUCACCAUGAACCCCUGUUUCCAAAGCUUUUACAAAAACCACUGUACAAACCGCAGCACAGUGUAUUACGGUGCCAAGCCUGGAAAUUUGCAAGUGGGUGGGGAAUUCCUUAAGCCAUGCACAAGCCAAGGAGCUAUGUCCUUGUGGGCCCUUAGGUCAGGGAGGUGGAACCUGUGCCCUUCCAGAUGUUGCUAGAGUACAACUCCCAUCAUUCCUGAAAACCUGCCAUGCUUGCCGGAGCUGAUGGGAGUUGUAGUCCCAACACCACCUGGAGCCCAGCAGCUCUGCAUCCCCACAUCCUGGAGUGCAGGAUUCUUUUUACAUGAAAGGUGAUGUACAGCAGUUGUAGAAGGAUGGGUAAUCAACUAUGGCUUUGUCAAAGCUCCAUUCUCAGGUGUUCCCUCCUCUUCUGCAUCAGCUGCUAUGGCUCUUCCCAAGUGAGCCAAUUAAAAAUAUGUACAUACCAUG
Molecule: messenger RNA, 31432 nt
Organism: Podarcis lilfordi (Lilford's wall lizard)
Lineage: Eukaryota; Metazoa; Chordata; Lepidosauria; Squamata; Lacertidae
Source: the annotation of a GenBank genome assembly